Paramuricea clavata is the source of this 399-nucleotide messenger RNA. The record is from the annotation of a GenBank genome assembly. Lineage: Eukaryota; Metazoa; Cnidaria; Anthozoa; Malacalcyonacea; Plexauridae.
AUGGCUGUCUCCAAUCGAAAAUCUCGUAGAGGAAAAUCACUAUCAAAAGCUACCAAGAGCUUGCAAUUCAUCGGGAAGUUGUUUGAUGAUGCAGUGAUGAGAAAACUGUUAACAUUCCUCAUAGUUGUCUCGUUAUCGCGCAAGUUAACGUUUUUUCCUGAUCCUGAGGAGAAUUCGCGCAACCCUAAAAACGUUUAUGUAAGUGCUGAGAUAACUGUUCUUCCUGAAAAAUUAUGCUUCGUGUGGACGGCAACCCGUGAUGUCGUGUUAAGGAAGUUUAAUCUUCCCAAGUUUCAUCGCUAUGGCCUGGAUUUUCAAAUAAACCGUAACAAUGCAAGCACUUUAAUUUGUAUUCUUCUUUGCGGUGACGUUGAGACUAAUCCAGGUCCUUCAAUACGC